Musca domestica (house fly) is the source of this 2621-nucleotide messenger RNA. Its product is annotated as annulin. Gene Ontology annotation, molecular function: protein-glutamine gamma-glutamyltransferase activity. The record is from RefSeq and is a predicted model, not a curated record. Lineage: Eukaryota; Metazoa; Arthropoda; Insecta; Diptera; Muscidae. Gene Ontology annotation, biological process: peptide cross-linking. The coding region runs from base 217 to 2493 and encodes 758 amino acids. The transcript has 4 exons.
AUUCUGGCAAGAAUUUCAGUUAGCCAAUAGAAUUGUUACGGAACACAACACGGUACGCGGAAGUUCAGUGAGUUCUAGUGGCAUAUGUCGUUUUUUUAAAUUCCACAAAAACUAACGUAUAAAUGCUUUUGAUUUCGGGAGUGAUCGAUCGAAACAGUGAAGUGUUUGAAUAAAAACCCAUUAAAUAAUUAAAAUCCCAUUAGAGUAUAAAAAAAUAUGACAUCGUGGUAUACGGGAUAUGUACCAAAUUGGUUUAAUCGUUUCUGGCAGCCUAAUCCUCCCAUAAAUCCGUAUCGCAGUAUAAGGCCACCACAUGCCGCCUCGGAUGCUGUCAUUAGAGUCAUUAGCGUUGAUUUGUAUCGGGGUGAAAAUCAUGACGAACAUCACACGGAUCAUUUCUAUGCGGCCAAGGAUGCUUUGAUUGUGCGUCGCGGUGAGCCCUUCCGUAUUCGCUUGAAUUUCAAUCGUGAUUAUAGUCCCAGUCGUGAUGCCAUUAGUUUUAUAUUCACCGUUGCCGAUGAUAAGAAACCCAAUCCGGGGCAUGGAACGCUAAUUGGUUUGGUGCCAAGGGAUGGUAUCGAUUAUUUGGGUGAUCCUUUGGAGUGGGGUGCCGGUAUUGAGGCUCACGAACCAAAUAGCCUGACAUUGUUAAUAAAACCCGCUGCAACAUGUCCUGUAACGGAAUGGAAAAUGGACAUUGACACCAAGUUGCUGGGGGAUGGCUCCAAAUCGUUUACCUUGCCCGUGCCAAUGUAUGUGCUAUUUAACCCAUGGUGUCCGGAUGAUCAGGUGUAUAUGACCGAUAGAGAUCAGCGCAAGGAAUAUGUAAUGCAUGACACCACGUUGAUAUGGCGCGGUUCAUAUAAUCGUCUAAGGCCUUCAGUUUGGAAAUUGGGACAGUUUGAAAGACACAUCCUGGAAUGUUCCAUAAAAUUGCUGGGCACAGUGGGUCGGGUGCCAGCAGCAUUUCGUGGUGACCCAGUGCGGGUUGCACGUGCCCUAUCGGCUGCUGUAAAUUCCGUCGAUGAUGAUGGCGUCAUUUUGGGUAAUUGGACGGAAGAUUUCUCCGGUGGCAUUGCUCCAACCAAAUGGAUUGGUUCCACGGAGAUUAUUCAGCAAUUCUAUAAGACCCAGAAACCGGUGAAAUUUGGUCAAUGUUGGAAUUUCGCCGGGGUUUUGACCACAAUUGCCCGUACAUUGGGUAUACCUUCGAGAAUUGUAACAUGCUACUCCUCUGCCCAUGAUACCCAGGCCUCGCUGACUGUGGACAUUUUCAUUGAUGAGAACAACAAGAAAUUGGAUGCCGAGACUACCGACUCCAUAUGGAACUAUCAUGUUUGGAAUGAGGUUUGGAUGACCAGACCCGAUUUGGGGGUGGGGCAAAAUGGCCUUAGCUAUGAUGGCUGGCAAGCGGUGGAUGCCACGCCACAGGAAGCCUCCGAUAAUAUGUAUCGUGUUGGACCCGCCCCUGUGGCGGCGGUGAAAAAUGGUGAAAUAUUACGUCCCUUUGAUUGUGGUUUUGUCUUUUCCGAGGUGAAUGCCGACAAGGUGUACUGGCGCUACAAUGGUCCCUUCCAACCGAUAAAACUGUUGCGUAAAGACACCAUGGCCAUUGGACAUUUCAUAAGUACCAAGGCGGUCUUGAAAUGGGAACGUGAAGAUAUCACCAGCACCUAUAAAUACGCCGAGAAAACCGAAGAGGAACGUAACAUCACGCUGAAGGCAUUGAAACAAUCGCAACACGCCUUUAGCCGUUACUAUUUGAAUGAUACCUUUAACGAAGUGGAAUUCGAUAUGCAAAUGAAUGAUGACAUCAAAGUGGGAGAAUCGUUCACAAUUGUUUUGUGCAUCACAAAUAAGUCCAAGGAGAAGGCACAUACAGCCACAGGCCAACUGAGUUGUGAAUCGGCCCAAUACACCGGCAUUAGCAAUGAAAUGAUCAAAUCUAUACCUUUUGAAGUGGAAAUAGAGCCGGGAGCCACGGAAUUUGUACGCAUGCAAGUUGUAUUUGAGGAAUAUUUCAAAAAGUUGUCAACGCAGGCCACCUUUAACAUAUCCUGCGCCGCCUUGGUUAAAAACACCGAUUAUGAGUACUAUGCAAUGGAUGAUUUUCGGGUACGCAAGCCGGAUAUUAAAUUCAGUUUCCAAGGUGACAUUGUGUCACGACAACCCGUGGAUGUUAUUGUCCGUUUGACAAAUCCCCUACCCAUACCGGUGAGAAAGGGUAUUUUCCAUAUCGAAGGACCGGGCAUCGAUAAGCCAUUAAGGUUUAAGAUUGCCGAAAUCCCCGUGGGCGGUACUGCUGCCUCAACAUUCAAAUACACUCCCCCAUACGCAGGACGUGGAACAUUGCUGGCGAAAUUCUCAUCCAAGGAAUUGGAUGAUGUCGAUGGUUUUAUGCAUUAUGAAAUUAAACCCAGACCUGAAGAUGUUAUCAUGAAUAAUAAUUCCAGUAAUACAAUUAUUCGACGUAGAACCGAUGUGAUACCAUAAGCGAUAUAUAUAGUUAAAUAGUCUUGCCCACGUUUGCUUAUUUGUAUUUGAUUUUUUUGUUUAGUUUUUAAUUUAUUUAUGCAAUCCAAAAACUUUUUCUAAUAAAAUUAGUCAUACACCCAGUCGAA